This is a messenger RNA of Drosophila arizonae, 1326 nucleotides long. It is a transcript of the gene Ass, whose product is annotated as argininosuccinate synthase. Gene Ontology annotation, molecular function: argininosuccinate synthase activity; ATP binding. Gene Ontology annotation, cellular component: cytoplasm. Lineage: Eukaryota; Metazoa; Arthropoda; Insecta; Diptera; Drosophilidae. The record is from RefSeq and is a predicted model, not a curated record. Gene Ontology annotation, biological process: L-arginine biosynthetic process; urea cycle.
CUCGUAUUCCAAUUGGCAAACGAGCGCUGAGCAGUGCGGACUGUUUCGAAAUGGUGGUGGAGAAAGUUAUAUUGGCCUAUUCGGGUGGCCUGGAUACGAGCUGCAUACUCAAAUGGCUGCUGGAGCAGCGCUAUGAGGUCAUCUGUGUGCUGGCCGAUGUUGGCCAGCAGGAGAACUUUGAGGCAGCCCGCCAGAAGGCGCUCAAAAUCGGAGCCAAGGAGGUAAUCGUGGCUGAUAUCAAGCAGCAAUUCGCCGAGCAGUACAUAUGGCCGGCCAUCCAAAUGGGCCUUAUCUACGAAGAGCGUUAUCUGCUGGGCACCUCGUUGGCGCGACCUUGCAUUAGCGUCGCCUUGAUAGAGGCCGCCAGGCGGCAUGGCGCCAAGUACUUGGCUCACGGGGCCACCGGCAAGGGUAACGAUCAGGUGCGCUUCGAGCUAUGCGCAUAUGCAUUGCAGCCUGACUUGAAGAUCAUUGCACCGUGGCGGGAUGUGGAGUUCUGUCGCCGGUUUCAGGGCAGGCAGGAUCUGAUUGCCUAUGCGCAACUUCAUGGGAUCGAGGUGACAGCAAAGCCGGCGACACCCUGGAGCACGGAUGCGAACAUGCUGCACAUUAGCUACGAGUCGGGCGUGCUCGAGGAUCCGAACACGGUGGCACCCAGCAGCCUGUACGAGCUGACUCUCGAUCCCUUCACACAGGCACCAAAGACGCCUCAUCGUGUCUGCGUCCACUUUGAGCAUGGACUACCCACAAGAGUCGCGGAUCUGGCCACUAGUCGAGUGUACAGCACGCCUCUGGAGAUGCUCAAGUAUCUGAAUGAGCUGGGCGGCAGCUAUGGCAUUGGACGCAUUGACAUUGUGGAGAAUCGCUAUGUGGGGCUUAAGUCCCGGGGCGUCUAUGAGACCCCGGCCGGCACCAUACUCUACGCAGCGCACCAGGACUUGGAGGUGUUCGCCCUGGAUCGCGAAGUGCUGCGCACCAAGCAACUGUUGCGCGAUCGCAUGUCCGACUAUGUGUACAAUGGCUAUUGGUUCAGUCCUGAGGCGCUCUACGUGCGACGCUGCAUUCAGCUGGCCCAGCAACAGGUCACUGGAGAGGUGACCAUGGAGCUAGCGCCAGGCUACUGUCGCGCCAUUGCCCGCAAGGCGGCCGAUGCAGUUGCUGCACUCUACAACCAGCAGCUCGUCUCAAUGGAUGUCCAUGGCGGCUAUGUGCCGCAGGAUGCGGGCGGCUUCAUUGCGAUCAAUGCGGUGCGCGUACGAGAGCAUGUACGUGCCUUCGGUCCCUACCAGAGUGACCAGAACUAGCUGAUCAGCCACAAAUAUGAAA